Molecule: messenger RNA, 723 nt
Organism: Endocarpon pusillum Z07020
Lineage: Eukaryota; Fungi; Ascomycota; Eurotiomycetes; Verrucariales; Verrucariaceae
Exons: 1
Coding region: 1-723 (240 amino acids)
Biological process (GO): exon-exon junction complex disassembly
Cellular component (GO): cytoplasm; exon-exon junction complex
Molecular function (GO): RNA binding
Source: RefSeq, a predicted model, not a curated record
AUGCCAUCAGCGACCACCCCAAAUCGCCCCUCGACUCCCCUUUCAAACUCCGGCAUCCAGACCCUGCCAACAGGCCACUCCAUAAUUCCCUCGUCCGUCCGACCAGACGGCUCAACCCGCAAAGAGAUCAAAGUCCGACCGGGCUACCGCCCACCAGAAGACCAAGAGAAAUACCGAAACCGGAUUGUCGAAGCUCGCAGCAACAUCGGGACUGGAGGAAUUCCAGGUGCUGAACCAGCAAACACAACAGCUAAAGGGGCCGAGGAGAAGAACAAGAACGCAAAAAGAAGAGAGGCUGCAAGGAAGAAGGCCGCUGCUGCUGCUACUACUGCUACUGAUGAAAUUGAAUCACCCGAUGCUGGAGUCGGAGAUAUCACGAACGGGCUACAGAAGACGCAGCUCCACGUUAGUGAAACAGAGAAGCUCAAGCAGGACUGGCGAGAUCCUAGCAAAUUAACGACGAACGAAACGACAUUGAUCGAGGCAGACGAAACAGCGGAGAGGGAGAAAAAAGUACGAAACCUGAAGAAGAAGCUCCGACAAGCCCGCGAAUUGAAGGAGAAGAAGGAAGGAGGCGGGCAACUCUUGCCAGAACAGCUUACCAAAGUGACAAAGAUCCAGGAGCUAAUCCGAGAUCUGGACAAGCUCGGGUACGACGCUGACGGUGAACCCAAGACAGCCAUCGAUGGAUCUCAGAGUCGUAAUGGCGUAGAGCAUGGUUGA